AUGAAGGCAUAUCAAAAACGUUUUUUGUAUCGAGAUCAACUUUACAACACGGACUUAAAAAUCCUCACCGAAAAAAUAACACGUGGACCAGCUCCAGUAUUAUCUGAGGUAGAAGAAAAUGUAUUAGAAAGAUGAAUACUGGAAAGAAGAAGAAAAGGAUUUCCUCGAAGAAAAGAUAAUCUUUUAGUUAGUGUAAAACAAUAUCUUGACAAAAAUGAGCAAACUAAUAUUUUUAAAAAUAACUGCCUUGAUAAUUUUGUUAUGUUAAAUAAUUGUUUAUAUUAUUAUAACCAUUUAAUAGUCUAUCUAUGGGUAUUGGAUAGGAAAAAUCGUUUAUGAGGCGUCAUCUAAAUAUAUCUUUCAGAACAAGUGAGCAUGUGGCAGCUGCAAGUGCCUGUAUAAGUGAACAGGAUAUAAGAAAAUGGUUUGAUGGUAUUCAACAGUAUUUAAAAUAAAAAGACUUGUUUGAUAUAUUGUGUGAUCUUAAAAGAAUUUUUAAUAGUGAUGAAACUGGGUUUUCCUUGUGUCCUAAAACAAAAGCAGUUUUAGCUCCCAAGGGUCAGUCUGAAGUCUGAAGAAGUCUUGAAGAAUGAAGUCAAUGUCGGAAAUGCGAAAGAAAAUUUGUAUGUAGUGCAGCUGGAGUAAUGUGUUGUCACCCGAUGGUUGUGUACAAUUACAAAAGAAUUCCUCAAAAUAUUUUGAGCUUAGUGCCGACUAACUGGGGAAUUGGUCUGUCUGAUAGUGAUUGGAUGAAACCUGAAACGUUUUAUGAGUUUAUUACAAAUAUUUGUCAUCCUUUUUUAUUUGAAAAUAACAUAAAACUACAUGUACUUCAUCUAACAUAUCAACCCAGUACACUUUGUUCUGACUUAAAAUAAUUGUGAUUGUUCUAUACCCUAAUUCGACUCGAAAAUAUUCUAAUAACAACCAGCCAACAUAACUGAUUUUCGGUCACUCAAAGAAGGUUGGAAAAGAGCAGUAUUUGAGGGGAGGUUAGAACAAAAUUGUUCAAUGGCUGCUCCUAUAACCAAAGUAGAUUUUGCUCAAAUUUUACAAAAAAUAAUAGAAGAAAUCAUAACACCAGACAUUAUUAAAAAUGAAAUAAGAGGUUGCGUUUUAUAUCUAUGGAAUCCAAAUAAUAUUAAUUUUGAUAAAUGUCUUGGCACAAAUCUAGUAGCUGCAGUUGAUGAGCAUUGUUUGACUGAAAAUAAUUUGAACUUUGAUCAAUUUUGUGAUAUUGUUGGUCUAGCAAUUGUACCGAAAUGUAUUACUGUUAACCAUUUUGUAGAAAUUACACCUAUAUCUAAAGAAUUGCAAGCAUUAUUAAAUGUUUACAAUUUAUUAAAUGAAAAGUCGAAUAAUGAAGGUGAAAUGUGUAUUCAACAUCAAGAUGAUAUUAUAAUUGAUAGUAUAAUUCUAGAAGACAACUUUCAGGAUAGUAAUAUUUGUUGUGUAGAUCAAAAUUAUAUUUAUGUUGAACAGAGUACUACUGCAGUUAUUACACCUGAAAAUAAUAAUAUUGAUACUUCAAUUACAACUGAUAAAAAUGUAUUACAAGGAUCCGAAGGAAAAAUAAUCACAUGUGUUAAAAAAUAAACUAUUUCAGGUGUCUCCACUUGAUAUUUAUUUAAUAUGGCCAAUAACUCCUGAACGUAAGGAUAAGUGAAAUACUGAGAGAGUUCCAUUUGUUAUUUCUUCUGAAAAGUGGUAAAGCAUGUAUGAAACAAAAAAAAAAAAAAAAAAAAAAAAAACCAAAAAGAAACAUUAUGGAAAAAAAAAUAAAACAAGAAAAAACUGAAGAACUAAAAAUAUUUCAACAAAACGAUAUGUAGUCAGAAAUAAUUUUAAACCAUUGGCUUCAAAAAAAAAAAAAACUAACUGACACUAGUGGACUUUUGAAACAAUUUCCUGAUGUUUUGACUCCAAACGCAAAUGAAUGUAGUAACGAGUAUAGUUCUUCUAUUAUUUAUAAAAAAUACAAGACUGUGUUUUGGAUGUAGAUAUAGUUUAAAUGAUAUUCAAAAUGGUUUGACUUGUAAGUUUUGUUCAUACAUUUACCAUAUAAAAUGUUCAGAUAAAAAUUAAUGCAGUGAUGAAGGAUCAGGGGAAUCAAUUUUAUUUAUUUGUAACUCCUGCCAAAAAAAAU
Cinara cedri is the source of this 2146-nucleotide messenger RNA. The record is from the annotation of a GenBank genome assembly. NCBI's taxonomy places the organism in Eukaryota, Metazoa, Arthropoda, Insecta, Hemiptera, Aphididae.